AUGGAUAUCACAAAGUUCGUGGUAUCCCACCGGGAGAACGCCCUCCUUUAUGGCGACUAUGCGACAUACCGCGCCCAACUCUCUAGGAAGCUUCUCAACUCCCGCAAGAAGCUCAACAUUGCGACCAAGAGCCGAGGCAAAUUCCACCCCAAGGCCCAGAUCACCGCUGAGCAGAUCUCGGACAACCAUGAAUACCUUCAUCUCGCGCUUCUCACCGCCGAGCGUACAUGGGCUCAUGCCAUGUCCAUGAAGGCUUCCCACGCUGCUGAUACCAAGGGCAUGACCAGUAAGGCCAGGUCACACAUCGUUUCCAGACUCGAAAAGGGUGCCCGCACCGCCGAGAAGCUCGCAGAUGCGCUUUCCCAGGACGCAGUCAGCGGCGCCAACCCCAACGACAUCCUCGAAGCCCGCGCCUACGCCGCCUUGCUCAGGGGCGCCGCCAACUUUGAGAAGCAGAGCUGGGAGGACUGUAUCGUCAGCUACGCCGUUGCCCGCAUGAUCUAUAGUGCUCUCUCGACUUCCACCAAGGGCGACAUCUACAAAGACCUCCUUACCGAUACCAUCGACCCCUCGAUCCGAUACGCUGCGUACCAGGCCAAGAUUCCUCGCACCCAACCGAUUCCCUCGAUUGCCAAAAAGGCGUUCGCUAAAGCCGACGAUGACUUGGUGGACCGUGUCAAGGCUGUCAACCCCAGUGUUUUGGAGCAGGGCGAUGUGGCCAUGACGGGAGUCACUGGCGCUGAGGGAGCACCCACUACCAUCACAUGGCGCUCGAGGGAGGUAAAGAUCGAGGACGCGUCUAUUGCCGGUGCCUGGGCUUCGGUACAAACAGCAAAGGCCAAGCUGAACGAGAGGCUAUCCUCUGCCAGCUCGCUGGCGCCCAAGGACAAGGCCGCCGCCUACGAUGACAUCUUGGCCGCGACCCAGGAUGCUGUCGAUGCGACAAAGCAGGCCAUUGACGAGCUCCGUGGAGAGGGUGUCACACAGAGCGACCCUCGCAUGCAGAGCCUGCAGAUCACAAGGACGGCUGUCAACUUUGAGAUGAUCAGCUGGCGCAUUGGCCGCAACAGGGUGCUCGCUGGCGAGCUUGACGGUGCGCGCGCCACUUUUGAGGACCUGUCCAAGAGGAAAAAGAAGGCACAGGAAGCUGAACAGGCGUCAGAGAGGCCCAAGGAGGAGGCUCCCGGUCGUCAGAUUGCCAAGCUAAAAGAGAAGGUGGUCCUGUAUGAUGGCACGCUUCAGAGUUUGGAGACCAUCACAGAGUUGCCUGGUGUUGCGAACGACCAGGAGCUCUUCACUCGUCUGCAAGCCACUUCGCAAUACUUUACUGCUCUCAAGUCCCUAGCAAUCGCCCGCUCCCACUCCCUAGCCCACAACGACGCCAACGCUCUCGCCCUCAUCCGCCACGCCCUCACCCAAACCGAGUCCGCCCUGCCCAUCCUUUCUUCCACCUCCUCGGAAGAACCCUCGCCAGCCCGCAACAUCCUCGUCUCUGCCGCCGACAUCCAAACCCUGCACUCCCUCCUCAACGGCGAGCUCCAGCGUGCCCGCGCCCUGGUGGAGAUUAGCGAGCACAACAAGAACAAGAAGCCUCAGCCUGGUAGCAGCAACGGCAAACCCCUAAUCGGCCAACUAGCCAAUUACCCCUCCAGCGGCCAGGUCAACCUGGAGAACAUUGUUGUGUAUCCGCCUAAGCUGGAGGCGAUCCCUGUUAAGCCUAUUUUCUUGGAUGUGGCGUGGAAUUAUAUUGAUUAUCCUGAGAAGGUUGUUGGAGAGAAGAAGCAGGAGGCAAAGGUUGAGCAGAAGCUGCAGCAGAGUGCUGAGGAGGCUCAGGAGGAGGAGGAGGAGAAGCCGAAGAAGAGGGGAUGGUUUGGGUUUGGUCGGUAG
Messenger RNA from Neurospora tetraspora, 1887 nucleotides. RefSeq lists its product as uncharacterized. Gene Ontology annotation, molecular function: endoplasmic reticulum signal sequence receptor activity; 7S RNA binding; signal recognition particle binding. The transcript has 3 exons. The coding region runs from base 1 to 1887 and encodes 628 amino acids. Lineage: Eukaryota; Fungi; Ascomycota; Sordariomycetes; Sordariales; Sordariaceae. Gene Ontology annotation, cellular component: signal recognition particle, endoplasmic reticulum targeting. Gene Ontology annotation, biological process: SRP-dependent cotranslational protein targeting to membrane. The record is from RefSeq and is a predicted model, not a curated record.